Messenger RNA from Cataglyphis hispanica, 3619 nucleotides. Its product is annotated as NK-tumor recognition protein-like. Gene Ontology annotation, cellular component: nucleus. The record is from RefSeq and is a predicted model, not a curated record. The coding region runs from base 229 to 3498 and encodes 1089 amino acids. Gene Ontology annotation, biological process: positive regulation of transcription by RNA polymerase II. Lineage: Eukaryota; Metazoa; Arthropoda; Insecta; Hymenoptera; Formicidae. Gene Ontology annotation, molecular function: transcription factor binding; RNA binding. The transcript is spliced from 15 exons.
GUGUUAUAUAUAACUGUUAGAUGGUACGGACUGUACACCACUGUGCAUCGUGCAUUAGUACGCGUAGCUGCUAACUGGACGUGUCUCCGCGAACGUGGUAAUCACGUGUACGAUUCUCGUACAUACUCGCCGGUCAAAAUUCACGUGUGUGUGUGUGUGCGUGUUGCCAAGUUACUUGGGAAAGAAGAUAUAUAGCAAAGUGACGAGCUCCAGCUUCAACAUUGUGCCAUGGAAGCGGAAUUCAUGAAAUUAUACGAGGAUGAUUUCUUUUCCGGUUUAUCCUCGGCAAACGAUAUUGACCACGAGGAUUUAAUGGAAAUGCCUCAAGAUUCAUUAUACAAUAUUAUUGAAAAUGAUUAUGAUGUGGACACAUCUCAGCCCAUUACUUUCAACUCCAUCUGGAAUGACAAUGAACAGUAUGCCGAUACAGAUGCAUCAUUUGCCACAAAAGCUUCACAGGAGAGUGAGAAUUUUUCAAAGCUUUUCACAGAGUGGCAGAAUUAUGCGCAGACAAUGGAGUUAGAAGAUCUUAAUGAUAUUAUGGACAUGAAUUUAUUUGAUACAAAACAUACAUUAUGGAACAACAUGUAUCAAGAAGAGACUGCAAAUUUCGCGCAAGAAGAGAUAGAUUUAGGGCCUGAAUUAAAAUUAAAAGAAGAUGAACAAAGAGCAGUCAAUUUUGAGGAAGAAGAUACCCAUAAAUUGAUAGAUAAUACAAUGGAAAUUAAUAUAAAGACUGAAACUACAAAAGAAACAAAGGAAGAAAAAAUUAAUGAUUUAAGCAUUUUACCUGAAUUACCUCAAGAAGCACCACAAGAGUCUAAAAACAAAGAUACAAAGGCUACAAAGAAAAAUCGAAACUUAAAAAGCAAAAGAAAAAAGGAUAAACAUGUAAUUACAAAAGGUAAACAAGAGGAGCAAGAGGAUUGUAUAGAUGUUGAAACUAUAUCAGAUGAAAUACCAGUAUUGGAAGCUGUUGAUAUAAAGAGUUUGUUGGAACAAUUUGAAGCUUCUGAAAAUCCAAAUCCAUGUAAUAAGGCCACCAAAAAUAAUUUCCUAUCUUGCACGAGGUCGGACGCGAUACAACCUAUGACUCAGAAAUGUCAAAGUCAAGUGUUAGAAAAGUCUCCUUCACAAGUUUAUAAUAAACAUAAGAAUAUGCCAAAUUCAGUAUCAAAGGAAGUAAUUAAUAGGAUAAAGGCCUCGGGACGUAAAAAAGCUAUUUCGAUAAUACCUGCUAUGCCAAAUGUGCAGAAUAAAAAUCGUAAUAAUAAUAAUACACGAAUCCAAGAUACUGAAGCCACGUUUUCCAAUAAUAAAGUUGUAAAACAAGUAACAAAUAAAACUAAGAAUAGAACGACGGAUGGUACUUUAGUACAAUUGGAUCAUGAUUACUGUUAUAAUAUUGGUUAUAAUUCUGCUACUAAGAGCUGUAAUAGCAAUAAAUUUACGAAACAUACAUCUGUAUUAAAAUCAAACCAGAAUAAAAAAAUAACAAAAUGUGGCAAAAUCGCAGAAGUAAUAACAAUUUGUAAUGAUAAAAGUUUGAAAAAAGACAAUAAUCUGGAAUCGGCUGAUAUACAUAAUAAAAAUAAAUUAACAGGUGUUGCUAUAUUGGAUAAUGAAACGGAUAAAAUUAAUGAAAAUAGACUCAAAAGUGAUUACAAGAAUUGUCAAAAGAUUUGUUUAAAACAAUCUCAGGUUUUAAACAAUUCAUUGGCUAUUAAAUUACCUAAGGAUAUGACAGUUCCAAGCAAAUCUUCUGAUAAGAAUUCUCCUGUGUAUUUAAUUCGCUCAACUUUGGCUCAAAACAUUUUACGAUUGAGAAAUGAUUUGUCUAAGAACAUUUCACAAAUGAAUUCUACAAAGCAGAUGGUUUCAGUAUUAAAGAAACCACCAAAUGCAUCACAAACACAAUUCUUAAAGAGUAACUCUGACGAAAAUAUAGUGACUACUACGAACAGUUUAAAUAAUGAGGUGCAGAACAAAAUUGUACAAGAUACUCAAGAUUCAGCUUCAGACGAACAAGCGAAAAAACCGCCAUUUCGUAAAAAAUUGAAUUUGGCAGAGUAUCGAAAUAGAAGGGAUCAAAAUCGUAGUGACAAUAGUAGAACAAAUUCUCCAGUAUAUAAUUCGCCAAUGAUAUUGUUGUAUGUUCAUCAUGCUUCCACAACGACAGAACCAAUUAAAAAUGAUUCUGAAAAUCCAAUUUGGUCCGAGAGGGAAAUUGUUUCAAUGUUGAAACCUAAGUCGGAUAUAGAUGAAGAGAAAAACAAAUCAAAACCACUUAUGUGCGAUAUAGGAAUACAAACAUAUGAAACAGUAUUUGAAUUUUCUAAAAACUCGUUGACAGAUACCACAGAGGGAAAUGAAAGAGAACAAUAUAUAAGGGACAUAAAACAAAAAUCCUACAAAAAAGAUAGACUUUAUAGAAGUUCUAGUCGGUCUAGAUCGAAAAGUAAAAGCAAAAACAUAAGCAAAAGCAGGAGUAGCAGCAGAAACAGAAGAAGGAGUAGAAGCAGAAGCAGAAGUACAAGUAGAAGCCGAAGUAGAAGCAGAAAUAGAAACAGCAACAGAAAUAGAAACAGGAGUAGAAGCGAAAGCCGGAAUAGAAGCAGAAGCAAGAAUAGAAAUAGAAAUAGGAGUCGAAGCAAAAGCAGAAGUAGAAAUAGGAGUCGUAGUAGAAGCAAAAGUAUAAAAAAUGACAGUAGAAGCAGAAGCAGAAGCAGGAGUAGAUCUCGCAGAUGCAGCCGACGAAGAAUCCGAUCCCGUCGACGCAGUUCUGUUAGUUCAACCAGCAGUUGGUCAUCCCAGUCACGCUCAUAUACGACAUCCACUAGAUCAAGAUUUUCUCGCUCGCGUUCCAGGUCAUCACUAUCCAGAUCCAGAUCUUUCUCACAAUAUUCUAGUUGUUCAAGGUCUUCCUCCUACUCGAAUUAUGGAAGAAGUAGAUGGUCUAAUUAUUGGAGAAAAGACAGCAGUGAUCGCGAAAGAAGUUAUGAUAGAUAUAAAAAACAUUCCUUUGGUAGCCAUCGUAAUUACAAAGAUUGGAGAUCACCUGUACAUUCUUACUGUAAAUCUUACAAUUGGUACAACAGAGAAAAGCAAAAGCAAGUGGAAGAACGAAGAGUAAUAUAUGUGGGACGUCUAGAUGAAGGUGUUACCAAAGCUGAAUUGCGCAGAAGAUUUGAGAUUUUUGGACCUGUUGUUGAUAUAAGUGUACAUUUCCGUGAACAUGGCGAUAAUUACGGUUUUGUCACUUUUGCAUGCAAAAACAAUGCAUAUGCGGCUAUGGAGCAUGGUAAUGAUGAUCCAUCUCUACCUACAUAUGAUUUAAGCUUUGGUGGCCGAAGAGCAUUUUGCAAAUACAAAUAUUCAGAUCUUGAUGAUACAGCGAGUAGCUCACCCAUUAGUAAAUCAUCUCAGGCAAUUGAAGAAGAUACUUUCGAUUUUCUUUUGGAGGAAGCAAAAGCUAAAUUGCGCAAAAGAAAAGUUUGACAUAUGUACUGUCUAAUAGUUAUAAAUAUAACUUAAAUGAUAGUAUAUAAAUGUUAUUAUUGAAAUAUAUCAUAAGAAAAGAGACAUUUUUAUUUAUACAAUGCACAUAUGAAAAGUGAAA